CAAAUAUGCUGACAAUAGUUGAAACCUUCACCUUCCUCCUCCUCCUUAUGUGUAUAUAUACGACCUAAACGCGUGAGCAAUAAUAUAAUCCGGAAUAGAAAUAGCCAAUAAAAACCAUGCCGGUACCUAGACAUAUAACGCCUUGCGGAGUCCUCUUCAAGUUUUUUGUGAUCUCAACCCUCAUUUCUACAAACCAUGCAUGCAACAAAGCAGAUCGAGAAUCUCUUUCAUCAUCUUUCGAUGCCCCUUCUUUAAAUUGGUCUUCUAGUAGUGAUUGUUGUCACUGGGAAGGCAUCACUUGUGAUGAGGAUGGUAGGGUAACACAUUUGUUGUUGCCCUCCAAACGGCUCCAAGGAGGGGUUUCUCGCUCUCUUGGAAACCUCAUGCAUCUUUCGCACCUCAAUCUCUCCCACAAUUUGCUUUCAGGCUCUUUUGAAGCCGGAAUGUUCUUGUCCUUGAGUUGCCUUGAGAUCCUUGAUUUGAGCUAUAACCUUUUCUUCGGAGAAGUACCAUUAUCUUUAUCAUCAAGUUACAUCCGAACAGUUGAUUUUUCUAGCAAUCAAUUCAACGGAACAAUUCCAUCUUCAUUCCUCCAGCAUGCCUGGAAUUUGAGCAGUUUGAAUGUCAGCAAUAAUCAUUUUACAGGCCAAAUACCAUCCUCUAUCUGUCUUCGUUCCUCUUCACUUAGAGUCUUGGAUUUCUCCCACAAUAGUUUCAAUGGCUCAAUUCCUCUCGGACUAGGAAACUGUUCAGAAUUGGAGGUCUUUCGUGCUGGUGAAAAUACUUUGUCAGGGUCUCUUCCUAGUGAUAUCUACAACGCUCAGGCACUUCAAGAAAUUUCAUUACAUUCCAAUAGGCUUUUCGGUCCCAUCAGUGAAAAUAUUGGGAAGCUCUCCAGUUUAAAGCUCAUGCUCCUUCAUUUCAACAAUCUCGAAGGUCCUUUGCCCCCACCUUUGAUGAAUUGCACAAACCUUGUUGAAAUAAAUCUGGGAUACAACCGCUUUAGUGGGAAUAUCUCCGUGCUUGAUUUCUCUGAACUUACUCAACUUAGUAAACUAGAUUUUGUAGCUAAUCUGUUCACUGGUAUCUUGCCAAUAAGCCUUUACACAUGCAAAUCCCUCAAAGCACUUCGACUGGCUGAAAACAAUCUUGAGGGACAAAUACAACCUGAGAUUCUUUCGUUGAAAUCGUUGUCCUUCCUCUCGCUUUCUGAAAACAGAUUGACUAAUGCCACCGGUGCAAUGAAGAUAUUGAUGGGUUGCAAAAGUCUCAGGGUACUCCUUCUUUCAGAAAAUUUUCUCGGUGAAGAAAUGCCAGAUGUUGAUAUUAUGGUUGAUUCUUCUGGGUUCCAAAAUCUAUCCAUUUUGAGCUUCUAUAGGUGCCAGUUGACAGGUCAAGUACCUUUAUGGUUGUUGAAGCUCAAGAAACUCGAAGUCUUGGAUCUGUCUUUUAACAGACUCACGGGCCCAAUACCUGGAUGGUUGGGGACUCUACCAAGUCUUUUCCUUUUAAUACUGAAUCAUAACUUGAUUUCAGGAGAAUUUCCGAAGGAGCUUUGCAGACUACAAGCAUUGGUAUCACAAAAUGCUGCAACUCAAACAGGCUAUGAUUAUCUCGAGCUUCCCAUCUACUACCAACGGGUUAAUGCGUCUGUAACUCCCUUGCAGUACAAGUAUCUGUCCAACAUGCCAAGAGCAAUCUCCCUCAGGAAUAACAGUUUAAGUGGUAAUAUACCGUUUGAGAUUGGUCAAUUGCAACUUCUUCAAGAACUAGAUCUUAGCAUCAACAACUUGUCUGGAGAAAUUCCAAACCAAAUAUCGAACCUCACAAGUUUGGAAAGAUUCGACCUCUCAAGAAAUCAUCUGUCAGGAGAAAUCCCAGCAUCAAUAUCAAGUCUCCACUUCUUGUCUUCAUUUACAGUUGCUUACAACAACCUUCAAGGAAUAAUACCAUCCGGCACUCAAAUCGAAGGCUUGAAUGCCACUGCAUUCGAGGGGAACCAAGGACUUUGUGGUGCCCCACUUCCAAACAAAUGCCAGCAGAUGAAUACAAGUAAUGACACUACAGAUGUGCACACUAGUAAUGAAAAAGAAAUUCCGUGGUUUCAUUUUUCCGUGAUUUUUGGUUUUAUUUUCGGAUUUUGGGGAGUCUGUGGCUCUUUAGUGUUUAUUAGGUCUUGGAGACAUGCAUAUUUCCUAUUUCUGAGCAAUGUUAAAGAUAUGUUCCUAGCGAUGGCAAAUUAAGAAAUACGAUUAUUGUUUGUUAAUAGUUUUGCCUAUAUAUAAUAAUUUGAUGGCAUAAAGCCCCUUUCACUUUCA
Molecule: messenger RNA, 2318 nt
Organism: Pyrus x bretschneideri (Chinese white pear)
Lineage: Eukaryota; Viridiplantae; Streptophyta; Magnoliopsida; Rosales; Rosaceae
Product: receptor-like protein 3
Exons: 1
Coding region: 117-2243 (708 amino acids)
Molecular function (GO): protein binding
Source: RefSeq, a predicted model, not a curated record